This is a messenger RNA of Bufo gargarizans (Asiatic toad), 3398 nucleotides long. RefSeq names its product G protein-coupled receptor 174 (gene GPR174). Lineage: Eukaryota; Metazoa; Chordata; Amphibia; Anura; Bufonidae. The coding region runs from base 523 to 1512 and encodes 329 amino acids. Gene Ontology annotation, molecular function: G protein-coupled receptor activity. Gene Ontology annotation, biological process: positive regulation of Rho protein signal transduction; phospholipase C-activating G protein-coupled receptor signaling pathway. The record is from RefSeq and is a predicted model, not a curated record. The transcript is spliced from 2 exons. Gene Ontology annotation, cellular component: membrane.
UGGACUACUCCACUCAUCAUAAUGGUGACAUCACCAUCUGUUAUCUCUUAUGUUAGUGACUUUCACUGUACAUUUCCUGUUGGGGGUGGUAGUCCUCCAGUGUCAGUGAUGCAGGGGUGGCAGCAGGUGUUGGGGAUUUUGGCGGGUGUCAGGGUGCUGCCCCCUCCCCCGGUCGCCGCAUCCUCUCCCCACCCCCAGCCUCGUCAUGUAGAGCAGUGGAAAUAAAACUGAAAGAGGGGAAGUCCAGCUCUGGAGCAGUGAGUGCAGCCGCUCAGCGUGGAUCUUCACACGAGACACGUAUCGCCUGGGACCAGAACCCAAGCGAUGUCCCAUCAGCCCCAGGACCCGUGGACGGCACAAGAUCCACGUUCGCGGUCACCGUGGGUAUAAACGGCUCCGCUGGAUAAGUAUCGCCGCUCGCCAUCCUGCGAGGACGGACCCUGCAGAACGGGAAAUGGGCAUAAAGCCGCCACCUGAGAGCUGAGUUAACCCCUGCACCCCCGGAUCCCAGCGCAGGGGAAGAUGCCGCUUGGCAGCAAUGUGACGGACGGCUGUGAGAUGGAUGGCCGUGUCCUGGACUACCUGUACGCCAUCACCUACGCCGUCAUCCUCAUCCCGGGGCUGAUCGGGAACGUCCUGGCGCUGUGGGUCUUCUACGCGUACAUGAAGGAGACGAAACGCGCCGUCAUCUUCAUGAUCAACCUGGCCAUGGCGGACCUGCUGCAGGUGCUGUCGCUGCCGCUGCGCAUCUUUUAUUACCUGCACAAGUCGUGGCCGUUCGGACGCUUCGUCUGCAUGUUCUGCUUCUACCUGAAGUACGUCAACAUGUACGCCAGCAUCUUCUUCCUGGUGUGCAUCAGCGUGCGCCGCUUCAUCUACCUCCUCUACCCCUUCCGCCAUAGGCAGCGGCGGUGUGACGUGUACGUUAGCGUCGCCGGCUGGAUCCUGGUCUGCAUCAGUUGCCUCCCGUUUCCUCUGCUCAGGACCGGGCAGGAGACGAGCGGCGGCGAGCAGAGAUGCUUUGUGGACCUCCCCCUGCAGGACAUUGGCUUUGCCGCCUCGGUGGUGACGGUGACCGCCGCCGAGAUCUUCGGGUUUGUCAGUCCGCUGGCCAUUGUUCUGUUCUGCACCUGGAGGACGGUGACCUCGCUGCGGGAGCCACACGCCGCCUCUCACGACCUCGGGGAGAAGCGGAAGGCGCUGAAGAUGAUCCUGACCUGCGCCGCCGUCUUCCUCAUCUGCUUCGCUCCCUAUCACCUCAGCUUCCCUCUAGAUUUCCUGGCCAAAGCCAACAAGAUCGCCUCAUGCUCGCAGCGGCGCGCCAUCCUCACCCUGCACCCCGUGGCGCUCUGCCUGGCCAGUAUGAACUGCUGCCUGGACCCCGUCAUCUACUACUUCACCACCGACGAGUUCCGGCGCAGGCUGUCCCGGCAGGACUUGGUGGACGGCGCCGAGAUGCAGAUUUACGACGGUAAAGACUUCACGGAUCCCAGCGGCUGCCGAACGAGGUGAUGAAGGUCACCGGAUGGACAAGGUUGUCAGAGGGCGCUGUGUGCCUUGCCCCGACCGCUGCUACUACAACCCCCAUCAGACCUGAGGGACCUGGGGCUUGUGCUCAAUCCUCAGCCCCCACUUACACAAUCUUCUGCAUCAUUUUGUGGCGUCGGACGGAUCUUCGGGUGUCACAUGAUGCGGGGCGGGGGAGGGGGGUCUGAAUACUCCGGUUACUUUUGAAUCUGCAGCAACAGGAGGGAACUGACAAAAGCACCGAACCUGCAGCUUUAUCUGUGACUAUAGGAAGGUGUCUAAUAGAUUUUGUGUUUCAUCAGAUCUCUGCUUGCUGUCAGUGAGUGGAAACAGCUGAGGGUUUUUUGCAAUGUUACUUCAAUGAGUUAGCCACAUCAGCGUCUCUGGUGACCUAUAGGGACAUGCUGGGAGUUGUAUUCCACCAGUGGUCUUCACUGAUCCAUUGUAACAAGCCCAUCUGCUGUGUCUCACUUUAUAAAGAUGUAGGUGUCCCUGGGGAAGCAGAGGUACGUGGAGCUGUUUGCCGGGUGCUCCGACCCCUGGGAGCCCAUCUCAGCUGACUACCAUAGACAUGGUGGAAAUCUACAUGCCCAUCCCCCUCCACUCUGCUGAUGUUUGUAUCACUGUGACUCCGCCCCCGCGGAGCCGCACCGCUGUUUGUUACGUGAUGUCACUGGACCAAUCACUUAAAGGGCCAGGCCCCUGAGGAUUCCUUACUCUCCUCUUUGGAUUCAUCAUUAUAUCUGUUUCUGGAAAAGCCGGGUGAUAAGUUGCAGCCUCUCUGGUGUGUUCCUGCUCCUAUCUCACUGCACGGCCGGGCUGCAGGAGCGCUGAUGGCAGCCAUAUUCCAGAGGCAGAGCCGGGCAUGAUGUGCCUUGUACGGUAUAGCUGUGCACUACAUGUCCUCUACGGGAUGGGGGGGGUACAUAGAUAUAGCGGAGUGUGGGCUGUGUAUGUACUGCCCUGCCAGCUACAUCCUCUGACAACCGCAGCGGAACUCGUGUCAGAGUGAUGGAUGUACACUGAGGUGUCAGACUGCACCAUGACAUAAGGCAGGGAUGGCCAACCUGAGGCCCUCCAGCUGUUGCAAAACUACAACUCCCAGCAUGCCCAGACUGCAUACAGGUAUCAGCCUACAGCAAAGCAUGGUGGGAGUUGUAGUUUUAGCUGGAGCUGGAGAGCCACAGGUUGGCCAUCCCUGAGUCAUAAGGGAUGCAAGGGAGACGUAUGAGGACUGUGCACGAGGACAUCUGGAGACGUAUGAGGACUGUGUACAAGGACAUCUGGGGACGUAUGAGGACCGUGUACGAGGACAUCUGGGGACGUAUGAGGACUGUGCACGAGGACAUCUGGGGACGUAUGAGGACUGUGUACGAGGACAUCUGGGGACGUAUGAGGACUGUGCACGAGGACAUCUGGGGACGUAUGAGGACUGUGCACGAGGACAUCUGGGGACGUAUGAGGACUGUGUACGAGGACAUCUGGGGACGUAUGAGGACUGUGUACGAGGACAUCUGGGGACGUAUGAGGACUGUGCACGAGGACAUAUGGGAUGUAUGAGGACUGUGCACGAGGACAUCUGGGGACGUAUGAGGACUGUGCACGAGGACAUCUGGGGACGUAUGAGGACUGUGCACGAGGACAUCUGGGGACGUAUGAGGACUGUGCACGAGGACAUCUGGGGACGUAUGAGGACUGUGCACGAGGACAUCUGGGGACGUAUGAGGACUGUGCACGAGGACAUCUGGGGAUGUAUGAGGACUGUGCACGAGGACAUCUGGGGACGUAUGAGGACUGUGCACGAGGACAUCUGGAGACGUAUGAGGACUGUGUACAAGGACAUCUGGGGACAUAUGAGGACCGUGUACGAG